Molecule: messenger RNA, 2507 nt
Organism: Physcomitrium patens
Lineage: Eukaryota; Viridiplantae; Streptophyta; Bryopsida; Funariales; Funariaceae
Source: RefSeq, a predicted model, not a curated record
UCCUGGUGCCUGAUGCUCUUCCGGGACUCGUGCUGUUGUUGGGUCCGCGUCGAAAGGGCGGGAGUGUGUGUUCCAAUUCAGCCUUUCUUCACUCCAUCGCUGCAACUGCAGCUGCUUGCCACCAUUGUCGACCGUUUUUCGGGUCUCAUUUCUACCCAGUUCGAACAAUUGUCGAUAGCGUCGUCCUAGAGUUUGUUCGAUUGGUGUUGCGUUGUUAGGGUUAGUGGAAUACGGUGCUUUGCGGGAAGGGCAUAAUAGGAGACUUUUGUGGGUUUGAUUGAUUGAGAGUGUGGGGGUGGAGGUGGAGGUGGAGGUGAGGAAUUGAUGCAGGGCGGAGCAUCGUCGAGUGGCGGGGCUGUGUCUUUGGGUCAGCAGGUUAGACAGAUGGGAGCGCCCUCGGGAGGGGGUGGGAAUGGGGGUGGAGGAGGCGGAGGAGGCGGAGGAGGAGGAGGAGGGGGUGUGGGGACGCCUCCGACGGGUAGUGGAGGUGGGUCGAAUGCGAAGCGGGGCAGGGGGAGGCCCAUGGGAGCGAACAAUGCGGGUGGGAACACGUCGUCUGCGUUUAAGGUAGCGGAUGUGUCCCCCGCCGCGAGGCGGAAGAAGCAGAAAGUGGCGGACAAGCAGAUUCCUGAUAAGGUCGCUGCUCUGUUGCCCGAAUCUGCUAUUUACACCCAGCUCGUGGAGUUUGAGGCGCGCGUGGACGCGGCGCUGGCUAGGAAAAAGCUUGACAUUCAGGAGGUUGUGCGAUCGCCGCCCCCUGUGGAGCGCGUUUUGAGAAUGUAUGUUUUCAAUACGUAUGCUAAUCAGACUCCGAACCCUAAUUCUUCAUUUCAGCAGCAUUAUGUGGAGCCGCCGUCAUGGACGCUGAGGAUUAUGGGGCGUGUUCUGGAGGGCGAUGAUGUGGAGGCUAAUGGGAAUGGCUCGAAACCGGCGAACUCUUCGUUGCCGAAAUUCUCGUCGUUUUUCAAGAGGAUAACUAUUCAAUUGGACCCGGUGCAUUACCCGGAAAACAAUAUGAUUGUAUGGGAUAGUGCUAGGGCUUCCAAUCAUGUUGAGGGUUUUGAGAUUAAGAGGCGGGGAAAUGUCGACUGUGAUGUUAACAUAUGGUUGGAAAUGGAUCAUACCCCGGAAAGGUUUAAGUUGUCACCUGCUCUAGCUCAAGUACUUGGCGUCGAGGUGGAUACGCGGCCACAUGUUAUAGCUGCUGUGUGGCAAUAUAUCAAGACUAAGAAACUCCAGAAUCCAGUGGAUCCGACCAUGAUCAACUGCGACGAUGCAUUACAAAAAGUCUUUGAUGAUGAGAAGAUAAAAUUUGCGUCGAUAUCUGCAAGACUACACCAGCACAUGAAUCCACCACAACCCAUACAGUUGUACCACAGAAUCAAGGUGUCAGGGAGUAUGCCAGCGGGUAACGCGUGUUAUGAUGUGAACGUUAACAUACCGGCGCCUCUGCUUAAAGAAAUGAAUCAGUUUCUGACCAACAUUGAGAAGCACAGGGAUAUUGAUCUAUAUGACGACAUGAUAGCAAACACUAUACGGAAGAUUAACGAGCAUCGCCGGCGUCGAGCUUACUUUCUUGGGUUCAGUAAUUCUCCGGUGGAUUUUAUCAACGGUUUGAUUGCCUCUCAAAGCCGGGACCUUAAAAUGGUCGUUGGGCAGAAUAGUCGGAACGCGGAGAAGGAGCGAAGAUCCGAUUUUUACAAUCAGCCAUGGGUGGAAGAUGCAGUAAUUCGGUACUUGAAUCGACGACCGGCCAAGGGCUCGGAAGGUCCGGGGAACAAUUCAUGAGCACUUCAGGACUUCAUCCGCUCGACGAUCAUAUUCUCUUGCUGUAAAAUAGCGUGAGCAGGUGGACCAAUCUCAAGUUGAUCAGCACAUUAGAAAGUAUUUGACGGUGGGCGUUCUCGAACGUGAUACAUACCUCGUUACGUGCUUGUAUAAAUUUUUAGACAGGACGCAUUUCUAACGGGUUUCACAGUUGGUUUGUCAGAAAUUCUUGCGGAUUCUGGCACAGUUUAGUGCAUUAUGAAUUUUUCUCUAGGUAGUUGGAUGGAAUACUUGCCUUCCAUCAUUUUGCUGGCCAAGUUAGGAUGGCCUUUGUAGGAUAUCUAGUUCGCGUUCCACAGUACUUCAAAAUGCUAGUCGGUAUAGUUGUCAUUAUAUGUACAGAUUGUGUGAUUUUGGCACGAAUAGAUGAAGUCUCUGUGGAAGCAAUUUUGCCAUCUCCUAGCAACACUUGAUUCCAAGCUUGCAGGUAUAUGUUGGAAAUAAAAUACAAGUGGGUUGUAUUAGACUUACAUAUCACGAAUCCAAAUCAGGUGCUGGUGUGGAGGUGAUGUUCGAGGAUCGCUGAAAGGCGAAAGCAUUCGUAGAUGCUCAGCAAAUUGAGAAAGUAAUACGCGUGUUGUUUAUGGUACCCACUCUUGUCAAGUCUCUGUUCAGAAAGUAGUAACUUUUUCAUGUUUGUAAAACCAUCAGAUCUGAAAUAAAUCACCGUGUGAAGGACA